UUUCUGAUUCUUUUUGACCAGACCACACAACAACAGAACUAACUACCUUCUUGAGUUUUCUGACUAUUGUCGCCGCAAAAAAAAAAAAAAACCAUUUUAGACCUUUGAAACCCUUUCCUCCUCCUUCUCCUUCAACACCUUAACCAAUGGAAGCAAAGCUCACGCCACAAUGCUAGCUCACCAGGGUCUUAUAACUGACAUCGACAGAGAUAGCAUUCUGCAAGGACUCGAUGAGAUUGAGAGAAAGAUUGAAGGAGAUCUGUUUGAAUGGAGGACUGACAGAGAGAAUGUGCACAUGAACAUUAAAGCAGCUCUUACUGAUCUAAUCGGUGAACCUGCUAAGAAACUUCACACAGCUCGCAGCAGAAACGAUCAGGUUGCUACUGAUUUCAGGCUUUGGUGUCGUGACGCUAUCGAUACGAUUAUCGUCAAGAUCAAGCAUCUUCAGAUGGCUCUAGUUCAGCUGGCGUUUAAUAACAACGAGGAUUUGAUUGUUCCUGGUUAUUAUACUCAUUUCCAGAGGGCUCAGCCUGUUUUGCUCCAACACGUUCUAUUAACUUAUGUAGAACAGCUUGAACGUGAUGCUGGUCGUUAUAUUGACUGUCGAGAGAGGAUAAAUUUUCUGUCCCCUAGGAGCUUGUGCUUUGGCUGUAACUGGUCUGCCUAUUGAUAGGUUUAUGACUGUAAGUGCUCUUGGAUUCACCGAACCAAUGAGAAACAGGUUUGUUUCCUAGUUCUCCGUGUGCUUCCAUUAUUACAAUUCUUGCUUGUUCCUCAAUAAACAAGGUUCUUUUGCUCCUUUAUUUCAACUAGCAUCGAUGCAGUUUCAGACAGAGACUUCGUGUUGGAGUUUCUAUACGCAAACUCCAACACAGCCAUCCAUCUUAUCACGUCUUGGAGAAGAGUUGGUACUCUGGGCCUCUGUGGAGUUCUUUUUUUUUCACAACACCAACUCGUUUCAUUAAAUAAUGGGCCCGUUAAAUGUAAUAAAAUGAUUCUUAUUAUGCAAAUUUAAUGGAACAUAAAAAGACUUAUAUAUUAAUCUUAUUAUAUGAAGUUUGCUCCAAAAGAAAAAAUUAUUUUGAACAAAAUGAUAAAUUAGGUUUCUAUAAUUGUCAACAUGUUUCGUACAUUAUCAAUCAAAACGACUCAACAAAGAAACAUGAUUAAAAAAAAAGAUUAAUAUCGGUCUUGAUUAAACGAGCUGGUUGAAAGUUUUAACACAAUGUAAUCCGAAAAAAACACUAAUAAUAAUAAUAAUACACGAUCAUAAUCUAAAAUUGAAAACAGAGAAACAUCUUAA
Molecule: messenger RNA, 1303 nt
Organism: Brassica napus (rape)
Lineage: Eukaryota; Viridiplantae; Streptophyta; Magnoliopsida; Brassicales; Brassicaceae
Product: argininosuccinate lyase, chloroplastic
Exons: 3
Coding region: 170-670 (166 amino acids)
Cellular component (GO): cytosol
Molecular function (GO): argininosuccinate lyase activity
Source: RefSeq, a predicted model, not a curated record